Meloidogyne enterolobii is the source of this 1752-nucleotide messenger RNA. NCBI's taxonomy places the organism in Eukaryota, Metazoa, Nematoda, Chromadorea, Rhabditida, Meloidogynidae. The record is from the annotation of a GenBank genome assembly.
UUAUGAUGUGCGCUCUUCGCCUCACUCAUAACCUUAAUAUGUCCGUUUAAUAGUUUGAUAUAGGGUAGCACCCAGAGUUUCGGGGGCUGGAGUGUACGGGUUCGGGUCGGGUUUUUGCCAAAAAAAUGGUCGGAUCGGCAUUUUGCCCGCACGGGGGUGGGCGUCGGGAUCGGGGUAGAGCCUUCGAGGUUUGGGUCUGGGUUUUUGCAUAAAAAUUCUUCGGGGGGCGAGGUGCACAAUAGUUUAAUAACCCAGGGGAAAAUUUUGACCCCCCCCCCCCCCCCCCAAAUACAACCAAGGUAUGGCAAGAAGAUCCCAUCUGUCUUUUUACCAGUGAGUUGCCUGUUUCGAUUUUUGACUAACGCUUUUUCCCUCCUUUUUCCCUCGCCUGCUUUCCUCUUCUGGGUUAUCGUUGUGUUUUACCAAUGAAAAAUAUUAGUGGUCAGUCAGUAGAAUAUACAUAUAUUUUUGUUUGGCUAAUUUUUUGUCGUUAACCUUCGCCCGAAUCUCCAUUUUAAAAUAAACAUUUAAAACUUUUACUUUUUUAGUGAAAUGGAGAAAAUGACUGGUCCCAAAGUUAAGAAGCAGACUACUGUGCCUGCCAAAGUUGAAAUUAAUAUAAAUAUCAAUAAUCUGAAAGGUAAAAAGAAAGAAGAAAAUGUUGGAAAAAUUGUGAAGAAUACUGGAAAGGCUGACAAAAAUAACGGAAAAACUAACGAAAAGCAAGGGGAGACUAUCAAAAAUAAAGGGAAGAAUAUUAAGAAUCAAGGGAAGAAUGUCAAAGAGCAGGAAGAAAAUGUCAAAGAGCAAGGAACGAUUGUCAAGGAUCAAGGAAGAAGUGUCAGAUCUACUAGAGCUACAACUAGACAGAACGGUCAAUCCACUAGCAAUAAUAAUGGAAAUGAUGAAACUUGGGAAGAAGAAGAAGAGAAAGAAAAGACUCCAAGAAAGCGAAAACAUUUUCCUCUUUUUGAGAAAACUCCUGCUAGUCAGAAAAACAAGAAAUUUAAGAAAGGGCAGCCAUUAAAAAUUUGGACUUGGAAUGUUGCUGGGCUUAGGGCGAAUGUUAAGAAAAAUGGACAUGUCAAAAUUAAAGAAUCUGAUGCUGAUAUUGUUAGUCUUCAGGAAACAAAAUGUCCAGAAUUGCCUUCAGAAAUAGAGGCUUUGGAUGAAUAUUGCUUCAAAAAACUUGCUAAAUCGACUAAGAAUUUGGUACAUGCUGGAGUUGCUAUGCUGGCUAAAGAAAUGCCUAUUAAUGUUACCGUCGGUCUUGGAAACAAAGAUUUUGACGGUUUUGGACGUUAUAUUGAAGCGGAAUAUAAAAACUUUUUCUUUAUUUCUGUUUAUGUUCCAAACAGCGGUGCUGGAUUAGUUAAUUUGCCAGCUAGAGGACGUUGGGAUCAACUGUUUUUGACUCGUGUAAUUGAUUUGGAUAAACAUUUACGCAAUCCUGACUCAAACCGAAACAAAACAGCUGGAUUUACUGAUCAAGAAAGGGAAGCUUUUACUCGAUUAUUGGAUGCUGGUUUUGUGGAUGUUUGGCGUUCUCGUAAUCCUGACGUGGCUGAGACUUAUACUUAUUGGUCUUAUAUGGGCACUCGUCGAGCUAAAAAUAUUGGUUGGCGUUUAGAUUAUUUUGUUAUUAGUGAACGUCUUUUGGAGAAAGUAAUUGAAUGUGAAAUUCAUUCGGAUAUUACGGGAAGUGCCCAUGGAAGUGAUCAUUGUCCUCUUUCGUUAAUUAUUGAUAUUUAA